GUUGCCAUGAGAUAAUAGUGAGCCUCUCCUAUACUUGGAGAGAUACUGUAGGUUAUAUGACUGGCUCUUGGCAACACACCAGUUUUUAUGUGACAAGAAAGGCAAGGAAAACACAGGCUUUAUUUAGACAGGCUUGAGUCCUUGAUUACAGAAUGGAUUCAAUCUUUUCUGUACUUGGAUCCUAUAUUAACUGGGAUGUCAAAGGUCUGCUGCUCUUCACUGUAGUCUUCAUCCUCACUACAGAUUAUAUUAAGAACCGUCGGCUGGGAAGCUUCCCUCCAGGGCCCCGGGCAUUUCCUAUCCUGGGCAACAUAUUCACUGUGGAUUACAAAAGGACCCAUGAGAGUCUGACACAGUUAGCUGGGAGAUAUGGAGAUGUGUACAGCCUUCGAUUUGGUCAGAAAUGGAUGGUGGUGUUAAACGGGUUCGAGGUUCUGAAAGAAGCUCUGGUUAAUCAGGGAGACAGCCUGGUAGACCGCCCAGUGCUCCCGCUGGUGGAGGACACAUCCCAUGGACAAGGUGUAAUUUUCAGUAAUGGGAAUAUAUGGAAGCAGCAGAGGCGUUUUGCACUUUCAACCCUCAAAUAUUUUGGAUUUGGCAAGAAGUCACUUGAACCCAUCAUCUUGGAUGAAUUUACAUAUUGUGCAAAAGACUUCAAUAGCCAUAAAGGUAAGCCCUUCGAUCCACACCUUGUCAUCAACAACGCUGUCUCCAACAUCAUCUGCUCCCUGGUUUUUGGGCAUCGCUUUGAAUAUGGUGAUGAGAAGUUCAUGAAACUGAUGAAGUGGUUUGACAAAGUUCUCGAAAUCCAAGCCUCCAUUUGGGCACAGUUUUACAACUCCUUCCCUCUGGUGAUGAGACGUUUGCCAGGGCCUCAUCAGACAGUCCUCCACAUGUGGAACAGUGUAAAGGACUUCAUAAGGGUAGAGCUUAAGGAGCACAAACAGAACUGGGAUCCCUCCGAUAAAAGAGACUAUAUCGACUGCUACCUGAAGGAGAUUCAGAUGAGUAAGGGGCAGGCUGACAACACUUUUGAUGAGGAAAACCUGGUUGCGUGUGUCAUGGAUCUGUUUGUGGCUGGAUCUGAGACCACUUCCACCACCCUGCGCUGGGCUUUCCUCUACAUGGUAAAGUACCCAGAGAUCCAGGCAAAGGUCCAGGCCGAGAUAGACGGAGUGAUUGGACAGUCCAGACAGCCGUCCAUGGAAGAUCGUAUCAACCUGCCUUACACGGACGCUGUCAUACACGAGGCCCAGAGGAUGGGCAACAUAGUUCCUCUCAGUCUGCCUCAUGAUACCAACAGGGACAUCCAGCUGGGAGGCUACACAAUCCCAAAGGGAGUUACAAUAAUCCCCAAUCUGACCUCGGUGCUGUUUGACAAGAAUGAGUGGGAGACGCCCAACACCUUUAACCCAGGACACUUUCUGAACGAGGAGGGCAAGCUUGUGAAGCGAGCUGCUUUCAUCCCCUUUUCUGCUGGUAAGCGGUUGUGUCUCGGGGAGAACUUGGCCAGAAUGGAGCUUUUCCUCUUCUUCACCUCUCUGAUGCAGCACUUUAACUUCUCCAUGCCUGCUGGGGUGAAGCCUGUGAUGGACUUUCGCUUUGGCGUCACUAUGGCACCAGUUCCAUAUGAAAUCUGUGUAACAUCCCGCUGACGUAAAAAAAUGUUGAAGCAAUAUGUUUUUUUUCUGUCUUCACCACUCAGGAUUACAGUCACUGUGACCGGGUUUGUUGAAUAUAUCAAACUGAUAUUUGGCUUAUAGAUGACAUGUCAUUAGGUCCACUGCAGAUAUCUCUUUCGGUCUACAAAACUCUGAUAUAGAUGGUUAAUUUGCACAACUUGCAUUUUUUUGUUUAAUUGCAUUUUUUUUUCCAGUUGACUCCAAACCAUGGCUGUAUGACCUCCAACUUUUAAACCUAUAGUUUAAUUAAUUAAGUCUCUUUUGAAUUUCAGAAUACUAGCAGCAAUUUAAUAAGCACCUACAUUAUUCAAAUAUUUGUAUUGCUUUCUUUCGUUUGAGGGUAAUGUGAUACAUCUUUAAAAACAUUUUGGAUUUCCAACACCUGCCCAAGAAAAUAUGGAGGUCAAUAUCUACAGAACAUACCUUUUUAUUUUACGUUGAGACUCAUUUAAUUAUGAUAAGAGGGUAAGGCAAUCAUUUUGUAAAAGCUAAGGUGUUGGAGGAAGUUUUUAGCUUUAAGAUGAGACGGCAACUUAAUCAGCAGCAUGCAUCUAAUGUAUGUAUGUAUGUGUGCUAAUAAAUAACUUUACAUUAAAUCUUUUGGUAUUGAGACAAUUAUAGAAUAUAAUUCUAAGGAUAGAGCUUAUAAUUAAGAACAUCGCUGUAGUCGUGCGAAAACCUUGUAAGUCAUCUAAAAUAAAGUAUUAAAUAACUGUUCUAAGCUAACACAACUAGUAGCCUACUCGAUAAAGGCCACCUGCAGUGUUUUUAAGAAAAACGUUGCUAAAUUUGAUGAAUUCCCUGUUCUUGGAAAGUGUUUAUUUUGGAGGUACAAGUGUUUGCGCUGGUGACUUAAGUCCGUUCCAGGAAACAGUCAAUCCAGCAGUCCAACAGUCAAACCAGC
This is a messenger RNA of Anarrhichthys ocellatus (wolf-eel), 2586 nucleotides long. Its product is annotated as cytochrome P450 2J2-like. Gene Ontology annotation, cellular component: cytoplasm; intracellular membrane-bounded organelle. Lineage: Eukaryota; Metazoa; Chordata; Actinopteri; Perciformes; Anarhichadidae. Gene Ontology annotation, molecular function: oxidoreductase activity, acting on paired donors, with incorporation or reduction of molecular oxygen, reduced flavin or flavoprotein as one donor, and incorporation of one atom of oxygen; iron ion binding; heme binding. The record is from RefSeq and is a predicted model, not a curated record. Gene Ontology annotation, biological process: xenobiotic metabolic process. Bases 153 to 1655 code for a protein of 500 amino acids. The transcript has 9 exons.